Molecule: messenger RNA, 1990 nt
Organism: Toxotes jaculatrix (banded archerfish)
Lineage: Eukaryota; Metazoa; Chordata; Actinopteri; Toxotidae
Product: WD repeat-containing protein 5-like
Exons: 13
Coding region: 325-1323 (332 amino acids)
Molecular function (GO): protein binding
Source: RefSeq, a predicted model, not a curated record
CGCCUGCGCAGUAGCAGGUAUGUGCUCGCCACAUUCUGUUUCUGUGGCUAGCUGAAGUUAACACGCUAGCCUCCGGUUGCUGCUGUAACGGUCCGGUCCAGCACCUGGUCUGUCGCUGGUAGACCCGGUCCAGACCUGGCUUUAGACACGGUGCGGGUAGUUAACGCGGUACCGGGUUUGACCCAGGUUCUGCGCUGAACUGCAGGGGUUAGCUCGCUGCUAGCACCGGGACUUAAUUUAGCUCUAGUUCCGUUGCAGCGAAAAUCAAAACAAACUGAAGCUAACUAAAGCUGACGGCGGCUAGCAGCCCGGGAACAGGACAACAUGGCGACGGAGGAGAAGAAACCAGAGACAGAAAACAUCAAACAGGCUUCAGCCUCCUCAGGGUCCGGCAGCAAGUCUAACCCAGCCAAACCAAACUACACAGUGAAGUUCACGUUGGCCGGACACACGAAGGCUGUUUCCUCUGUCAAGUUCAGUCCCAAUGGAGAGUGGCUCGCCAGCUCCUCUGCUGAUAAGCUGAUAAAGAUCUGGGGAGCGUAUGAUGGAAAGUUUGAGAAGUCCAUCGUUGGACAUAAACUGGGGAUCUCUGAUGUCUCCUGGUCCUCGGACUCCAACCUGCUGGUCUCUGCCUCUGAUGAUAAAACCCUCAAGAUCUGGGACAACAGCUCUGGAAAGUGUCUGAAGACACUGAAAGGUCACAGUAACUACGUGUUCUGCUGUAACUUCAACCCUCAGUCUAACCUGGUGGUGUCUGGAUCGUUUGAUGAGAGUGUUCGUAUCUGGGACGUCAAGACAGGAAAAUGUCUGAAGACUCUGCCGGCUCACUCUGACCCCGUCUCUGCUGUUCACUUCAACAGAGACGGCUCACUCAUCGUCUCCAGCAGCUACGACGGACUGUGUCGUAUCUGGGACACGGCAUCAGGACAGUGUCUGAAGACUCUGAUUGACGACGACAAUCCUCCGGUGUCUUUUGUCAAGUUUUCUCCCAACGGAAAAUACAUCCUGGCUGCUACGCUGGACAACACUCUGAAGCUCUGGGACUACAGCAAGGGAAAGUGUUUAAAGACUUACACCGGCCACAAGAACGAGAAGUACUGCAUCUUCGCCAACUUCUCUGUCACUGGAGGGAAGUGGAUCGUGUCGGGCUCUGAGGACAGCAUGGUUUACAUCUGGAACCUUCAGACCAAAGAGAUCGUUCAGAAACUACAAGGACACACAGACGUGGUGAUCUCCACUGCCUGUCAUCCAACAGAAAACAUCAUCGCUUCUGCUGCGCUGGAAAACGACAAAACCAUCAAACUGUGGAAGAGUGACUGUUAGAGUGAAGGAGCCCUGCAGGUCCAGAACCCGGGCUGAGCUGGUUUAACUGUCCGAGUCAUACAAACAUACGGCCCACGAUCUCCAUGUGAACUCGCACAGGACCAGAACGCAGUCAGAUCAGGCCCCAGUGUGUCCCAGGUUCAGACCAGAAACCAGCUCAGACGUCGGUUCGCCCUGUACCAGCCUCUGAGGUCAACAACGUUUGAAGGACGAGUGCAGACUUUUUAUCUAAUUUCCGUUGAUGUGGAGCUCAGAGCUUUGAACAGCCGGAUGAAUUCAGCCGUGUUCAGACAGACAGGAAGUCCUCAGGUAGAGGGCGGAGCCUGUGUGUGGCUCACCUGGACAGAGGAAGAGGCAUGGAUUUCUAAUUUCUGGUUUUCGUAGUCGUGUUAGUUUAUUGUUGCUGUUGUUUCCUGCUUCUCUUCCUUGUUUCAGCUUUUGUUGACGGACAGAUUUUUCCAAACGUCAUCAUCAUGAUGUCAUAAUGUUCAUGACAUGUAAAGACAGAGAUGGUGUGACACCAUGAGUGAACACCUGAGUGAACACCUAAGUGAACACGGAGCGUGAACAUAUUUAUGAUGUCGUGUUGAUCAAACAUCAUAAAACUUCCUGUGGUGAUUGUUUACCUUACAAACAAAUUUACAUGUGGAAAAUAAAACAUUUUAAU